AUGACCGUAAUAUUGGAUGUUUGGGCAAAUAACCGAUGGAAGGAAAACGCUUUCAUCCUGAAUUUUAAAAACAAAGCGUGCACGAAUUUUAAAAAUAAUAGCCCUAGCUUUUUCGAACACUUGUUUAAGAAGAUUAAAGGCCCUUGCAUAAUCCGACCUGGAGUUUACGAGCUCAAAGACGCCCCAGUCAAAUGGGAGUAUCCCAAUAUACCAAUCAUGCCUUAUGGACGAUAUAAGUUCAAAGUGACGGGAGGGAAGACUGCUGAGCCACUUCUAUGCUUGGUAGUGGACGUUAGGACAAUUCCUAAAGUCGAUUAACACACUAAAACGUGUAUUGUUCGUUUAUUGCCGUACACACUGCAUAAUAUCUGGCAGCUUUUGAGCGAGUUCCAAAUAAAUAGUUUAAACAAAACAGCGCAUAACAA
Molecule: messenger RNA, 425 nt
Organism: Frankliniella occidentalis (western flower thrips)
Lineage: Eukaryota; Metazoa; Arthropoda; Insecta; Thysanoptera; Thripidae
Exons: 2
Coding region: 1-318 (105 amino acids)
Source: RefSeq, a predicted model, not a curated record